UGAAGGCAGGUUGUGACUGACCGAGCCUCACCAGAGCAGGGAGGCGGACACACGUUUCGCAUCGUUUAUAUUUCUGCGACGACGGAAUAGCAAGCCCCCUUUCCCCCCCCAAAGCUCCCAAGUGAUAAAACCUGAUUCUGAACGACAGAAACCUGAAUAUUGUGAGAAACAGCGCUGACUGCCUCUCUGCGUGACCGAGGAGAGGACACCCACCACCCAGGCCGUCGGCAGCAGCAGCAGCAGCAGCAGCUGGCUCCGUUAGCGGCUAACCGGCUCAUGUAAGCAGGCUUGACUCUAUUUCAUUCAACCUUCAAGAUGAUCUUCAAGGAGCUGUGUUGCAACUUUACAACUGAAUUGUACAACUUGUGAUGGCAAGACACCACUGACCCAAGAGGGAACAUAAAUCCUGGAUGCCGUGACGUGGUAAAUCCAAGAUGGAGAAAAAGAAAAUGUGCCCUCGUCUUCUCGACUACUUGGUGGUGGUCGGAGCAAGGCAACCAAGCAGUGACAAUGUGGCCCAGACACCUCAGCUCCUCCGCCGCUACCCGCUGGAGGACCACAAUGACUUCCCACUUCCACCAGACGUGGUGUUUUUCUGCCAACCAGAGGGCUGCCUGAGUAUACGCCAGCGCAGGGUUAGCCUCCGUGACGACUCCUCGUUUGUUUUCACGCUGACAGACAAGGACUCAGGAAUCACCCGCUACGGAAUCUGCGUCAACUUCUACCGAUCUUUUCAGCGAGGACAUCACCGUGCUCGUGGGGACAAGAGUGGACACACAGAGACAGCAGCACAGGCGGCCAGUGAAGGGUCUGAUGGCAGUGGUGGAGGCCCACCAUCCUCAAAAUCUCCAUCCAAAAGAGCAGAGUCAGCACCUCCGCCUGCCUCAGGAGAGGAUAGUGGACAACCAGGGUCCGAGCUAAAUGCUGGCAAGUCCCCACAGCACAGAAGAAAUGCUGCUAAAAUGGCAGCCAGGAACCGCAACAGCACACUGACCUCGCUGUGCAUACUCAGCCACUACCCCUUCUUCUCCACCUUUAGGGAAUGCCUAUAUAUUCUUAAGAGGCUGGUGGACUGCUGCAGUCAGAGGCUAACCCAACGAGCGGGCCUCCCUCGUGCCACCCAAAGGGACACCAUGUGGCGUGUGUUUACGGGGGCACUGUCAGUAGAAGAGAAAGGAAGCCAGCUGCUGGCCGACCUGCGGGAGAUCGAAUCCUGGGUGUACCGGUUACUGCGGUCACCUGUACCAGUGGCAGGUCAGAGACGUGUGGACGUGGAAGUCCUGCCUCAAGAUCUUAAACGGGCUCUCACCUUUGCCCUACCUGACAACUCUCGCUUCGCCAUGGUCGACUUCCCACUGCACCUGCCCUUAGAGCUGCUGGGUGUGGACGCCUGUCUGCAGGUCCUCAGCUGUGUCCUGCUAGAGCACAAGGUCAUUCUUCAAUCCAGAGAUUACAAUGCUUUGUCAAUGAGCGUCAUGGCCUUUGUGGCAAUGAUCUAUCCUCUGGAGUACAUGUUCCCUGUCAUCCCCUUACUGCCAACAUGCAUGGCCUCUGCUGAACAGCUCCUUCUCGCCCCCACGCCAUACAUAAUAGGUGUUCCAGCCAGCUUCUUCCUCUACAAAGCUGAUUUCAAAAUGCCAGAUGACUUGUGGCUUGUUGACCUUGACAGCAGCAAGGUUAUAGCACCCACCAACGCAGAGCUUCUACCACCUCUCCCAGAGCCUGAAGCGGGCGAGCUGAAGAAACAUCUCAAACAGUGUCUGGUUAGGUUGACCGUGAUCACCCAAAAGCAGAUCUUCUCCUCUGAAAAUAAGGCUCUGGCCAGUAUGAGCUUGAACACCCAGCCAAUUCUGAACCUGGAGAAGUUUCAGGAAGGUCAGGAGAUGCCCCUGCUCCCACCUGGACGAGAUAAAGCUUCACCAUCAUCCACAGAGUUCAACCCUCUUAUUUACGGCAAUGACGUAGAUUCUGUUGAUGUAGCCACCAGGGUUGCCAUGGUGCGCUUCUUCAACUCCCCAAAUGUUCUCCAAGGGUUCCAGAUGCACACUCGCACAUUGCGCCUCUUCCCCCGGCCUGUGGUGGCGUUUCAGGCGUCUUCUUUUCUCGUGUCUCGGCCACGACGCUCUUGCUUUGCAGAUAAACUCUCUCACACCCAGGCGGUGGAGUACUAUGGAGAAUGGGCUCUCAACCCUUCAAACCUUGCAUUCCAGAGGAUACACAACAAUGUAUUUGACCCCUCCUUAAUAGGAGACAAACCUAAGUGGUAUGCUCACCAAUUACAGCCAGUGGUCUACAGAGUGUAUGAUGGGAGCUCUCAGCUUGUUGAAGCUAUGGCUGGUCCCUUGGAGGAUGAUGGCAAUGAGUCUGACCCCACAGACAGUGGCAGUGACAGUGAGGCGUACGAUGACUCCAGCUCAUCCUAUUCUUCACUUGGAGACCUUGUGAGUGAGAUGAUCCAAGGUGACAUCCAGGGAGACACACCAAGCUUGGACCCGCCUACCCAUGCUGCUCUGGGAGAUGCUAGUGAGGUUGAGUUUAAUGACUUUGAGGACUUCAGGGAAGGUCAUGGCUCGGGUCAAUCAAGCGUUGACGGACCUGCUGAACCUUCAGAUGGACAACCUCUGCGCUCCAGCUCCAGCACAACUGCAAGCUCAAGUCCAAGCACAAUCAUCCAGGGUGUCAACCAUGAGCAGGGUGAAGUACCCGAAAUCGAAGCUUCAGCGAGUGCAGCUUUACAGAACCCUGUCCCUGCAUUGGGCAGUCAGCCAUUCCUCAGACCUGCAGUUGACUCGGGACUGGCAGAACAAGCCAACAAAAAGCAGGAGUAUGAUAACCCGUACUUUGAGCCUCAGUAUGGCUUCCCCUCAGAGGAUGAUCCUGAUGCAGAGGAGCAAGUGGAGUCAUACACCCCUCGAUUCAACCAGAACCUCAAUGGCAACAAGGUACAGCGGCCUUUACGUCCCAGCAGCCUGAGGCUUCCUGGAGAGUCUGAUGGGGAGGGAGACUCACGCAAUAGCUCGCCUAACUCCACCAUUUCCAACAGCAGCAAUGAUGGACUUGGAGGACUCAUGUCCUUUGCUAGCAAUCUUUACAAGAACCACGGCACCAGUUUUAGUCUGUCCAAUCUGGCCCUUCCCAACAAGGCAGCAAGGGAGAAAACAACACCUUUCCCCAGUUUAAAAGAAUAUUUCAAUGUUGAUAUAGAGGAGGAAAUGGAGCAAGCAGUAUUUGGUCUAAAUUCUCUAAUGGAGAUAAUUACAGAGGCCGGCCCGGGGAGCGGAGAAGGAGCCCGUGCACCACGAGCACUCGUCGACCAGAAGUCCUCUGUAAUCAAGCACAGUCCAACUGUGAAGAGAGAAUCACCUUCUCCUCAAGGUCGGGUCAACAACACGAGUGAGAACCAACAGUUCUUGAAGGAGGUGGUCCAGAGUGUUCUCGAUGGUCAGGGAGUUGGUUGGCUCAACAUGAAGAAAGUGCGCCGCCUGCUGGAGAAUGAGCAGCUUCGUGUCUUUGUGCUGUCUAAACUGAACAGAGCCGUCCAGUCUGAGGAAGACGCCAGACAGGAGAUCAUACGCGAUGUGGAGGUGAGCAGGAAAGUGUACAAAGGUAUGCUGGACAUCUUGAAGUGCACGGUUUCCAGUCUGGAGCAUUCCUACACUAACGCGGGCCUUGGAGGAAUGGCCAGCGUCUUCAGCUUAUUGGAAAUAGCUCGCACACAUUAUCAAACCAAAGACCCAGAAAAGCGCAAGCGAAGCCCCUCAGACAGUGCUGGCAGCCCGGGGAGCAAAGAGAGUCCUUCUGGUCAUAUGGAGACUGCCAGACCUCAGGGUUUCCUGAAUGUUCCCCACCUGCAGCUGCCGCAUCACACAAUGGGCAGAGGAGCCCGCCAUUUUGAUACCCGGAGUCUGAACGAGGAGAACUUUAUUGCCUCGAUUGAAUUGUGGAGCAAGCACCAGGAUAAGCAAAAAGCUAUGGAAAAACCACAGAGGUCUGAUGGAUCAAAGCAACAGCGCCCCCAGGUGAUUGAUGCCGAGGAGAAGAAAUCACAGAUCAGUGCUGACAGUGGCCUCAGUGUCACAUCUGGAUCUCAGAAAAGCGACACAGAGUCUGUAACGAGCUCAGAGCCACCGAUCCUAACGAGGAGCACCAGCCAGGACUCAGAGGCCAGCACAGUGAUAAGCAACAGCUCCGGUGAGACUCUUGGAGCCGACAGCGACCUCAGCAGCACAGCAGGAGACGGCCUCGGUGGGAGGGUUGCUCCUCAUUUAAAUCAGUCUAGAGGGACUCUUUCUGACAGCGAGAUUGAAACCAAUCCUGCCACAAGCACAGUGUUUGGAAAGACCCACACUCUAAAACCGGGGGCAAAAGAUCAUGCACAUAGUAUGGCAAAGGGGCAGCCUGCACAGCCGAUGGAGGACAUCAGUAUGAGGAUUUAUCUUUGUGAAGGCCUGCUGGGCCGAGAUAAGAGCUCCGUUUGGGAUCAACUAGAGGAUGCUGCCAUGGAAACCUUUUCUCUAAGUAAGGAGCGCUCCACACUGUGGGACCAGCUGCAGUUCUGGGAGGACGCAUACUUAGACGCUGUGAUGUUGGAGCGUGAGGGCAUGGGAAUGGACCAGGGACCUCAGGAGAUGAUUGAAAGAUACUUGUCACUAGGAGAACAUGACCGGAAGCGUCUGGAGGACGAUGAAGACAGACUCCUGGCCACCCUGUUGCACAACAUGAUAGCAUUCAUGCUGAUGAUGAAAUUGACCAAAAAUGACAUCAGGAAGAAGGUGAGGCGCCUGAUGGGGAAGUCUCACAUCGGCCUCUCAUACAGCCAAGAGAUCAACGAGAUUCUGGACAAACUGGCCAACAUGAACGGCCGUGAGCUGCCCAUCAGGCCCAGUGGAAGCCGGCACAUCAAAAAGCAGACAUUUGUUGUACAUGCUGGCACUGAUACCACGGGAGACAUCUUUUUCAUGGAGGUUUGUGAUGACUGUAUAGUCCUGCGCAGCAACAUUGGCACAGUAUACGAGCGCUGGUGGUACGAGAAGCUCAUCAACAUGACUUACUGCCCUAAGACCAAGGUGCUGUGUCUCUGGAGACGCAACGGCCAAGAGACGCAGCUCAACAAGUUCUAUACCAAAAAGUGUCGUGAACUCUACUACUGUGUGAAAGAUAGUAUGGAAAGAGCUGCAGCAAGACAGCAAAGCAUCAAGCCAGGCCCCGAGCUUGGCGGAGAGUUCCCCGUCCAGGACAUGAAAAGCGGUGAGGGUGGACUGCUGCAGGUCACGCUGGAAGGAAUCAACCUUAAGUUCAUGCACAGCCAGGUUUUCAUAGAGCUGAGUCACAUUAAAAAGUGCAAUACAGUGAAGGGAGUCUUUGUCCUGGAGGAAUUUGUUCCUGAAACUAAAGAAGUGGUGAUCCACAAGUACAAGACACCCAUGGCACAUCAGAUCUGUUACUCCGUCCUCUGCCUUUUCUCCUACGUGGCGGCAGUGAAGGGGAAGGAGGCCGAAGGAAAACACAAGAUACUGUCACCAAGACCCCUUCCUAGCUAGUCCACAUCCUGCGUCUGCUCCCCCUCCUUCGGUGUGCCUCUCUACUUGAAACAGCUUCUCAGCUCUGAAUCCACAGACUUCUGACAAUCCCUAACUUUAGUCUAAGCACACAAUCCCACUCCCUCCUCCUGUACAUACAAGCCUGAAAUCCUUUUAAGUCCCUGUUGUGUAACGUGUUCGGUCUGUGAUGUCGUGUAAAUAAUUGCUCAUUGCUGUCGUCCCCAUGAUCAUACCAACUAGCUAAAGGUUUGCCUGCUCUGUACGCUGGGAGGAACCAUUCCCCUCAAGCUCCUCUCCUCUGUCUUCUAUUGUUCCCGCUGCCAAGACACAAAUGUUUUUACCGAUAGGAGAUGUGAGGGAUUUCCCCAAGGCACAAAGUGCAUGCAGGUCCCGUGCACAGCCUUGGAGUGUCACUACAGAGUAGACACCCCCCCCCUUUCCCCUCCCUCAUCAUAUUCGUCUCCAUCUGACUGUGUGAGUUGUUCUGUGAUAUGUGCUUACUGUAAAGUUCCAGUCUGUCCAAGUUUAAACUGGUGAAACAUCCAGAGACCCUCUCGUAGUGCAGGACAUCCCAUCAUGAAAAAAGCUACUGUAUACUGCACCAGAGCACCGCAUGUGAACGCUUCUUCAAAAAGUGUUUGAACCCCAAAAUAAUGUGAGUGUUCUCUGAAUUACUGUUCUAGUUCUGCUGUAAAACUUUCUCGUCUGUGGUCUGCUGUUAUCGAUUGCAUGUUACUAUGAGGAUAACAAAUAAAUAUUAUAUAUAUAUUUCUAUA
Labrus mixtus (cuckoo wrasse) is the source of this 6316-nucleotide messenger RNA. It is a transcript of the gene madd, whose product is annotated as MAP-kinase activating death domain. The transcript is spliced from 38 exons. Gene Ontology annotation, biological process: regulation of Rab protein signal transduction; regulation of apoptotic process. Gene Ontology annotation, molecular function: guanyl-nucleotide exchange factor activity. Lineage: Eukaryota; Metazoa; Chordata; Actinopteri; Labriformes; Labridae. The record is from RefSeq and is a predicted model, not a curated record. Gene Ontology annotation, cellular component: cytosol. The coding region runs from base 435 to 5540 and encodes 1701 amino acids.